Scomber japonicus (chub mackerel) is the source of this 2441-nucleotide messenger RNA. RefSeq names its product exonuclease 1 (gene exo1). Gene Ontology annotation, molecular function: 5'-flap endonuclease activity; 5'-3' DNA exonuclease activity; DNA binding. Lineage: Eukaryota; Metazoa; Chordata; Actinopteri; Scombriformes; Scombridae. The record is from RefSeq and is a predicted model, not a curated record. Gene Ontology annotation, cellular component: nucleus. Gene Ontology annotation, biological process: DNA recombination; mismatch repair. Bases 1 to 2352 code for a protein of 783 amino acids. The transcript is spliced from 13 exons.
AUGGGAAUCCCUGGAUUGCUGCAGUUCAUUAAAGAAGCAGGAGAGCCCGUCAAUGUGAAAAAAUACAAAGGGCAGACGGUUGCUGUGGAUACGUACUGCUGGCUGCAUAAAGGAGCUUUUUCAUGUGCAGAAAAGCUUGCUAAAGGAGAACCAACUGAACAGUAUGUGUGGUACUGUAUGAAAUUUGUGGACAUGCUGUUGAACUUCAGUGUCAAACCAGUUCUGGUGUUUGAUGGACGCAAUCUGCCCUCAAAAAAAGAAGUGGAGAAGGCCCGCAGAGAGCGUAGAGAAACCAACCUUCAGAAAGGCCGGCAGCUCCUACGAGAAGGCAAACUCUCUGAGGCCAGAGACUGUUUUACCCGCUGUGUCAACAUCACUCCAGCCAUGGCUCAUAACCUUAUUAAGACUGCGAGGGCGAGAGGAGUGGACUGUGUCGUGGCUCCAUAUGAAGCCGACGCUCAAUUAGCUUACCUCACUAAGUCUGGUUUGGCCCAGGCCGUCAUCACGGAAGACUCUGACCUGCUGGCAUUCGGCUGUAAAAAGGUGAUUCUCAAAAUGGAUAAACAGGGAAACGGCCUGGAGAUAGAUCAGAACAACCUGGGCCGCUGUCGCUCUCUGGGCAACAUUUUCACUGAAGAAAAGUUCCGCCACAUGUGCAUCCUCUCCGGCUGCGACUACCUGGCCUCCCUGCACGGCAUCGGCCUGGGCAAGGCCUGCAAGCUGCUGCGGCUGGCCAAAGACCCCGAUAUCCUCAAGGUAAUCAGAAAGAUGGGUCAGUACUUGAAGAUGAACCUAGUGGUGCCUGAGCAGUACAUCGAGGGCUUCGUCAGAGCCAACAACACCUUCCUCUACCAGCUGGUGUUUGAUCCUGUCGGCAGGAAAGUUGUACCCCUCAACUCCUACCCAGAGCAUGUUGACCCCUCCACCCUCAACUACGCCGGCCUCAAUGUAGGAGAUGAAAAAGGCCUGCAGAUGGCUUUGGGAAACCUUGACAUCAACACAAUGGAGAGGAUAGACAACUUCAGCCCAGAUACACCCAUGACACAGCCAUCCAAACCCCGCAGUAAAAGCUGGAACGAUUCCCCUGCCUCCACUGCCUCCACUGGGCCCAGUAUCUGGAGCCGAAGCUUUAGGCCUGCCUCUGCUGCCCCGCCCCAGCCUGCUACCUCCCCAGAAAGGCCUCCCUCUACCAGGGGGAAGGAGAGAGUCAUCAGCCUGGAUGGUCUGAGGCUCCCCUGCAGAGAGCUGCAAGUGAAGAGACCCAGAGAGGACUCCAGUAUAUCAGACGUGGACGUUCUGCAACAGUACUCCUCCUCCAGUCAGAAGAGAUCCAGGUCAGACCAGCAGCAGGACAAGCUGACGCCAAUCAGUCAGCCCCGGCCACGUAAUCGCUUUGCCACCCUGCUGCAGAGGAGGAACCAGGAAGCUGAGGAGGACGGCCAGGCCACAUGCAGCAGAUUCUUCAGCAACUCUAGUUCAGCAUCCAGUCUCAGCACUAAGCAGUCUGCUCAGGAGGAUUCACCUCAGGGUGCAAGUCCCACUCAGGAGAAGCCCUCUCCCAGCACCCAGACCAAUGACAGCGACGGUCCCGACGUCCCAUCUGUGGACACCCCCAGCCCACCUGAAACCCCCAGCACCACAUCCCCCUGUUCAGCCAGUCAGCGUCGCAGUCUGUUUGAUUGGUCGGGUAGUUCCCCCUCAACUGAGCGAUCAAGAACGCCAAAGUCCACCUCAGGCCUUGGCGCCCUGCAGCAGUUUCAGUAUAAGAAGGAGACAAAGACACAGACAACCUCUGGAGACACGUCACCCCUGCGUCUGUCCUCCACUGACAGGAACUCCACUGACAAGGAUGACCUCCCAGACUCCCCUCCCUCCCAGGACAGCGCAUACUUCUCCCAGUCCCAGCCUUACCUCAUCUCCUUCGACAAAGAGGAAGCCCCCACCUACAGCUUCCAGUCCUCCUACCAAGAGGAUGCUGCACCCGAAAUUAAUUCAAGCAAAGAUUCAGAGCCAGAGCGUAGUCCCACACAGUCAGCAUCAGUGGCUAAGAAAGCCGCUAUGCUCAAAUCAAAGGUUUCAGGUCUGUCCAAGCUCAAAUCCAGUAGUCAGAGUCCAGCCACAAAGGUUGGGCCGCUGGGCCCGGCCAGGGUCAGCGGGCUUAGGAAGAAGUCUGUGGGAUCUGGGAAGAAAACAGCUUCCACCAAUAACGAAAACAACCCCGGAGUCCAGGCCACCAUCAGCAGCCUCUGGAAGAACUUCAGCUUCAAAAAAGACACUCAGAAGAUGAGUCCCUGUAAGAAAGGACAGCCCAUGUCUCCAGUCAAAGACAACCUGCUGGCCAGCUCCACUUAGACGGACAUGAACUUAAUCACCAGCUUCUGAUGGAUGCUUAGAAUGUUUGACACGGUGCUGAGCGCUGUAAGUGUGUGUGUGUGUGUGUG